Molecule: messenger RNA, 581 nt
Organism: Eruca vesicaria subsp. sativa (arugula)
Lineage: Eukaryota; Viridiplantae; Streptophyta; Magnoliopsida; Brassicales; Brassicaceae
Source: the annotation of a GenBank genome assembly
AACGAUGUAGACUUGUAGGUGUCAUCAGGUACCGUGUGUCAAGUUGUCGUCCGUCUCAGACAAAGCGGACGCCGAUGUCUUAAUCGCUUUUGUUACAAAGAUGGCUAUAUUAACGAACGUUGUCUGCCGCAUAAGAUCGCCAUUUUAUGGUCCAACAAAUGCUUACCCACAAAAUGUUAUUUAGUAUUGAUAUUACUUAUUUGUGGUCAGCUAUUAAAAAUUGGUACUCAGUCAGUGCCGGCCUGAAUAACCAGCUGGAAGGGGAGCUCCCACAGUACAUAGCUGGAAGAUACGAUGGACCUGAUAACAAUAUGCUUGGAACGAGCUCACUAGCCUGUAAGAGAUCAACUGGUGCCGAUGGUAACGCUGAGAAGCCAGAACCCCCAUCUGCUGACCAAGACUUUGUUCCCAAAAAAUGAGAAAGCACUCAAGAAGGCACGGCGUAGCUCCACCUGGUUGUCUUAACUCACCACUACAUUUGCUUAUUUAAAUAAGGAUUUUUAGUAAUGCUAGCACUUCCAUUUAGUAAAAAAUUCACUUUACGUUGUGGUGGACAUUUUAAAUUAUAACUAGAUUCUCAC